ACUCUCUUAAACUUUCUCUCUCUAUACAAGCAACUAUAUAUUUUGUAUCCAUAGGUUUCGCGAUUUUUUACAUCUUUAGGGUUUCACUAUUGUGACGGGUCGGUCCCAUCAACCAAUUCCCAUCACCCGAACCCAACCCGCACCACGUAUUGAGAUCCAGGUUUUGUAUUGGAUUCUUAUGGUGCAUUCUCUAGGUUUAGUCUUGUAAUUUUACCGUUUCCUGUCCAGUCUUGUGUUUGGGAGCUUUGGAUUCAAUCUAGGGUUUGCCGGUUCGGAUAUUGCUCCCAUCUUUGGAAUCGGAAAAAAAAAAAAAUUUAGAUAUUAAUAGAAUGAUUGUUGAAGUUAGGGUUUUGUUUUUUUUUUUUUUUAAUUGAAUUGAAAUUCUGGUAGAAUUCAGCUCUGAGUUGAGUGGGAAAAAUAAAAUAUCGCAAUUAUGUUGGUGUUGUAAUUAAGAUUUGGAAACGUGGACAUCAUUAUUUUUUAUUGGAUACACAGAAAAGAUAUAUAUUUUGGAAUCUUUUGAAAGUUUGGGCUGUUAAUAGCAGAUAAUUGGGUUUGAAUUAAAAGAAGGUUAAUAUGUGCAGAACUCGGGAGUUUAAUUCAUGGCUCCAACUAUUCCUAUAGAGUACACUGAACGGAGGGAAUUGAAUAAGUGCUCGGACACUGGAGUAUCUGUUACUAUGGGGAAAACCCGGAAAGUUUCAAAGGGCUAUUCUUCUGGUUUUGUGCCAGAUUAUAGGCAUGCGGUUGAGACAGUGGCUGAAUCUGAAGGUUUUGGAAGUGCGGUUAGAGUUAACACUGAAAUGGCAGCUUUGGAGGAUUUGUAUGAUCCAAAAAGAAAGUGUAUUAGCUUAAAUGUUAAUGAUUAUGAUAGCUUUAAUGUACCAAUUAAGGUGAUGUCUCUUUCUGAGAUGUCGCAAUUGGAGAGGAGGGAUUUGGAGAUGAAGUUGAAAAAGGAGCUUGCACAAGUUAAGAUGCUUCAGACAAAGAUAGCUUCAAUGGGCUCAAAUGCUAUGAGGUCUUCACCUCCUAGUGACAUACAUAGCUAUAGUGAAGGACUAAAAAGACCCAUUGCUGUGGAAAGUUAUCCUAUGUCUAUAAAUAAAAUGACUGCAGCACCAGGGAAGAAAAAGUUUCCUCUGGGAAGAAAUGGGCCUCGCACAAAAGGUGGGGUUGUAGAAGGUAGGCAUACAGGAUCUGUGAAGCAGGGGCUGCCACGGAAUACCAAUUUUGUGAUGAUGAUGAAACAGUGCGAGACAUUGCUAAAUCGGUUGAUGGCACAUCAGUAUGGUUGGGUCUUCAAUGAACCUGUUGAUACUGUAAAAUUGAAUAUUCCAGAUUACUUCAAUGUUAUUAAGCAUCCAAUGGAUUUGGGCACAAUAAAAAAAAAGUUACAUUCGGGUGGAUAUUCCAGUCCGAUGGGGUUUGCUGCGGAUGUGAGGCUCACAUUCGAAAAUGCAUUGACUUACAACCCGCGUGGAAAUGAUGUCCAUUUAAUGGCAGAGACAAUGAAAAAGUUCUUUGAAGUGAGAUGGAAACCAAUUGAGAAGAAGAUUCCCAUAAUGGCAGAUGAAUCCCAACCUUCAAGAUCAAGCGUUAUUAUAGAAGCUGAAACUGCCUCUUCUAUGCCUGCUACUAAAAAGCAGAAAAGUAUAUCAGCUGAAAACAAGGUCAAGCAAAAAUCAGUUAAGCAUGCUAUGAGUGAUGUCGAGAAGCAAAGACUGGGCAGAGAAUUAGAGACCUUACUGGCAGAAUUACCUGACAAUAUUAUUGAUUUUUUGAAAGAGAGUAGUUUGAAUGGGAAUCAAGUGAGUGAGGAUGAGAUUGAAAUUGAUAUUGACACUCUCGGCGAUGAUACUCUUUUCACACUACGAAGGCUGUUGGAUGAGUAUCUACUGGAAAAGCAAAAAAAUCAAGCAACAGCUGUGCCAUGUGAAAUGGAGAUUCGAAAUGACUCAGGAUUGAGCAAUUCAUCUGUGGAACCUUGCAAGGACAAGGAACCAGCUCACGAGGAUGAAGAUAUCGGUGGGAUUGAUCCUCCUAUCUUAAGUUUCCCUGCCUUGGAAACUGAGGACAUUACCGAAAGGAACAGGAAAUGCAGUAGUUCAAGUAGCUCCAGUAGUGGGUCAGGUUCCUCAUCCAGUGAUGUGAGAAGUUUUGCCGAUGGUGAAUCGGAUAACGUUCAAGGUUCAGUUCCUGGAGGUACUGCAAAGGAAACAUUAGUUUCUGAAUUGAAUUUGGAGCAGAAGAAAGAUGAUAUGGGUGGUCUAGAUACUGGAGAGUCCUUGGAUGGCCAUGCUGAGCAACAGUCCCUGUCCAACUUCGUCUCUGUUGAGCCUAACAUUCCUGAAGAGGGGGAGAGUGCUCCACCUGAGAGGCAAGUCUCCCCUGAAAAGCUGUACCGAGCAGCUUUGUUGAGAAGUCGAUUUGCUGAUAUUAUAAUCAAAGCUCAAGAGAAUACCCUUGAAAAGGGUGAAAAGCAGGAUCCCGAGAAGUUGAGGCUGGAAAUGGAAGAGCUUGAACGACGGAGAAAAGAAGAGAAAGCUCGUUUGCAAGCUGAAGCCAAGGCUGCAGAAGAAGCUCGUAGAAAAGCCGAAAUAGAAGCUGCAGCAGAAGCCAGAAGGCAGAGAGAACUUGAAAGGGAAGCUGCACGUCAGGCUCUGCUGAAGAUGGAGAAGACAGUUGAUAUCAAUGAGAAUAGUCAGUUUAUGGAAGAUUUAGAAAUGUUCAGAGCUGCUCCGGAUGAGCAUUUACAAAGCUUAAUCGAGGAGACAAGCCCUGAACACUCCCAAAAUGGUCUUGGAAGUUUCAAAUUUCAGGCCAGUAGUAAUCCACUGGAGCAACUUGGAUUAUACAUGAAGAUGGACGAUGAAGAGGAAGAAGAAGGUGAGCCCAAAAGCACUCCUGAUGCUCCCAAUGAUCCGGAGGAAGGAGAGAUCGAUUGAUUUAAAGUGAUAUUUAAUGUAGAUAACGCAGAUCUCGAUGUAUCCUUAAACUUUCUGCAUCCUGUCCAGGGUCUGGGAAAAGUAUCGUCCAUCAGUAUCUGUCCGUCCUUCGGUUUUGUUCUUUAUGUUUCAUUUACUUUGGUGGUUCUGUAGAAAUGGAAAAUAUGUGGCUAGCAGUAGUGACCAGUCAAGAGCGGAGGUAGAGAGAAGUUUUAUGAUCGUAGAUUGCCAGAAAGGAAAUUCAUUUUUAGGGGUGUGAGCCUAUGUCUCUCUUGCUAUUCAUGCGCGUAGUCUAUUUCAAUCUUCUGCCUUGGUGUUAUGUUUAUUCAUAUUUGAGACAUCUGCCGAAGGCUGAUAUUUAUGUUUAGGAGUGUUACCUUUCUUUC
This is a messenger RNA of Olea europaea var. sylvestris, 3331 nucleotides long. Its product is annotated as transcription factor GTE10-like. The transcript is spliced from 10 exons. NCBI's taxonomy places the organism in Eukaryota, Viridiplantae, Streptophyta, Magnoliopsida, Lamiales, Oleaceae. The coding region runs from base 603 to 2945 and encodes 780 amino acids. Gene Ontology annotation, molecular function: protein binding. The record is from RefSeq and is a predicted model, not a curated record.